Messenger RNA from Saccharomyces mikatae IFO 1815, 1767 nucleotides. RefSeq names its product Rtg2p (gene RTG2). Bases 1 to 1767 code for a protein of 588 amino acids. The transcript has a single exon. NCBI's taxonomy places the organism in Eukaryota, Fungi, Ascomycota, Saccharomycetes, Saccharomycetales, Saccharomycetaceae. Gene Ontology annotation, biological process: regulation of transcription by RNA polymerase II. The record is from RefSeq and is a predicted model, not a curated record.
AUGUCAACACUUAGUGAUAGUGAUACCGAGACUGAGGUUGUAUCGAGAAACUUAUGCGGAAUCGUCGACAUAGGCUCAAAUGGCAUUCGUUUUAGUAUAUCUUCUAAGGCCGCGCAUCACGCAAGAAUUAUGCCUUGUGUUUUCAAAGAUAGAGUUGGUCUUUCUUUGUACGAAGUUCAAUAUAACACACAUUCAAAUGUGAAAUGCCCGAUCCCAAGAGAUAUUAUAAAAGAGGUUUGCUCCGCUAUGAAAAGGUUCAAAUUAAUUUGUGAUGAUUUUGGUGUACCUGAAACAAGUGUCAGAGUCAUUGCGACAGAAGCCACCCGCGAUGCUAUUAACGCAGACGAGUUUGUUAAUGCAGUUUACGGUAGCACUGGCUGGAAAGUAGAAGUAUUGGGCCAAGAAGACGAAACCAAAGUUGGUAUAUAUGGUGUCGUUUCUUCAUUCAACACAGUAAGAGGUUUAUAUCUUGAUGUAGCGGGUGGUAGUACUCAAUUGUCGUGGGUAAUAAGCUCCAACGGAGAAGUCAAGCAAUCCAGCAAGCCUGUAUCCCUACCAUAUGGAGCCGGGACUCUUUUGAGGAGGAUGAGAACAGACGAUAAUAGGGCACUUUUUUAUGAAAUUAAAGAAGCAUACAAGGAUGCUAUCGAAAAGAUUGAUAUUCCUCAAGAAAUGAUUGACGAUGCCAAAAAGGAAGGUGGAUUUGACCUUUGGACACGUGGUGGUGGUUUGAGAGGUAUGGGUCAUCUACUUCUUUACCAAUCUGAAGGAUAUCCCAUCCAAACCAUAAUCAAUGGAUACGCCUGUACUUAUGAAGAAUUCUCGUCUAUGUCAGACUAUCUAUUUUUAAAACAAAAAAUACCCGGUUCUUCAAAAGAUCAUAAAAUCUUUAAAGUUUCUGAUAGAAGGGCCUUACAACUUCCUGCUGUCGGUUUAUUCAUGAGUGCUGUCUUUGAGGCAAUCCCUCAGAUUAAAGCCGUACACUUUAGUGAAGGUGGUGUUCGAGAAGGUUCUCUUUACUCUCUUCUUCCAAAAGAAAUCCGUGCACAAGAUCCUUUGCUAAUUGCAUCCCGUCCAUAUGCUCCACUACUUACUGAAAAAUAUUUAUAUUUGUUGAGAACAUCGAUUCCACAAGAAGAUAUACCGGAAAUAGUAAAUGAAAGGAUUGCUCCCGCUUUAUGCAACCUAGCAUUUGUUCACGCCUCUUAUCCGAAAGAGUUACAACCAACAGCUGCGUUACAUGUUGCCACCAGAGGAAUAAUAGCUGGUUGUCAUGGAUUAUCACACAGAGCUAGAGCACUGAUAGGAAUUGCAUUAUGUAGUAGAUGGGGUGGCAAUAUUCCGGCAUCUGAGGAAAAAUACUCUCAAGAAUUAGAACAAGUAGUUUUGCGUGAAGGCGACAAAGCCGAAGCAUUGAGAAUUGUAUGGUGGACAAAAUAUAUUGGUACGAUUAUGUAUGUGAUCUGCGGCGUUCAUCCAGGUGGUAAUAUCAGAGAUAACGUAUUUGAUUUCCAUGUUUCCAAACGUAGCGAGGUCGAAACUAGUUUAAAGGAACUAUUCAUUGAUGAUACUACAACAACAAAAAUAAAAGAAGAAUCCACGCGUAAAAAUCGCGGGUACGAAGUAGUUGUGAGAAUCAGUAAAGAUGAUCUUAAAACGAGUGCUUCGGUACGUUCCAGGAUCAUUACGUUACAAAAGAAAGUACGCAAAUUAUCGAGAGGAAGUGUGGAGAGGGUCAAGAUCGGCGUACAAUUUUAUGAAGAAUAA